Molecule: messenger RNA, 688 nt
Organism: Zingiber officinale
Lineage: Eukaryota; Viridiplantae; Streptophyta; Magnoliopsida; Zingiberales; Zingiberaceae
Product: disease resistance protein Pik-1-like
Exons: 3
Coding region: 154-510 (118 amino acids)
Source: RefSeq, a predicted model, not a curated record
CAGGUCAUUGGCAUUGCUACCUACUCCUCUGUUUUGUGUAUAAAAGAGCGAGUAGUUACGAGCUUUUGGAUCAUCAGUUACACACAAGUCCCAAUCCACUCCAAUUCAUCUCCUCGAUUCAAGAAGUUAAAGAGCAGUUUCUUGUAUCUCAGGAUGGUUCAGCAAAAGAUGGUGAUGAAGCUGACGAUGGAUAACCCCAAGAAGAAGGCGAAGGCUCUCCAAACUGCUGUCGGCGUGCACGGCGUCGUAUCGGUGGCGCUGGAAGAUGAUAAGAUUGUCGUCGUGGGAGAUGUUGACUCGGUGGAUCUAACAAGGGUUCUGAGGAAGAAGAUGGGGCACGUGGAGCUCCUCAGCGUGGCAGAGGUGAAGAAGGAAGAGAAGAAAGAUGAGAAGAAGGAAGAGAAGAAAGAUGAGAAACCAAUAGAACUAGCUUGGCUUGGCCAAGGCCCUUUCAUGCACCCCCCGUAUCCUUUUGUGAUUUGGGAGGAUCAGUAUCCGAAUUAUUGGUAACCGGCUAGUUGCAUAAAUAAUGCAGAAGAAGCUAAGAGAUGAUCUUGCAGCAGAGUCAUGAGUGAUGAAACUAUACAGUGGUUGAAGUGCCAUAAUCAGAAAUCUAUACAUAUCUCAAGAAAAGAUCGAUCAUAUCCGUGUAAUUGACAAAGCUAAUUGAAGAAGUACCUUUCCAACA